AUGGUGAAUCUGGUGCCACCCUUGGGACCUAUCUUAGAAACACAGAUGGUGGAAGAUGAAACUGAGGCAACAAGACAAGAACUGCCUCCUCAUCUGCGGGAAGAGCCUCCCGAAGAUGCCAGCAAGGACCAUCCGCAGCAGCAGGCAGGGGUGAUCUGGAGAGUGACGGGUGGCCUGUUCAGUAUCACUGGGGGCGUCGGAGCUGUGGGCAGCGCGGUCGCCAGCAAAGUCCCUUUCACCGCAAAGAAGAAGGACAAGGCUGACUAA
Opisthocomus hoazin is the source of this 267-nucleotide messenger RNA. Lineage: Eukaryota; Metazoa; Chordata; Aves; Opisthocomiformes; Opisthocomidae. The record is from RefSeq and is a predicted model, not a curated record.